This is a messenger RNA of Cladophialophora bantiana CBS 173.52, 2016 nucleotides long. RefSeq lists its product as uncharacterized. The coding region runs from base 1 to 2016 and encodes 671 amino acids. The transcript has 2 exons. NCBI's taxonomy places the organism in Eukaryota, Fungi, Ascomycota, Eurotiomycetes, Chaetothyriales, Herpotrichiellaceae. The record is from RefSeq and is a predicted model, not a curated record.
AUGGAUCAAGACGGCGGUCUGGCGAGUCAUCUCCAAACCACUCCUAGAAGCGCAUCUACGUCAGAUCCAGAGGUCUUCGCCCUGGCCAAAGAUUGGAUCGAAACCUGUGCAAGGACCCAUGCCAAAUGCCAGACUGCUUCAAGUACGCAGUGGUAUCCGACACGGCUGAUAGAUCUGCGAUUCAUGCCUGAAGAUAAUAUGGAAAUGGUACGACUAGUGUCGCAAAAAGAUGCCGAGAAAAGGGACGACCAUCCACCCUUUGAAGGUAGAUAUGUAACUUUGAGCCACCGAUGGGGCCAGGUCGAGAUCCCCAAACUCAGACAAUACAACCGAUCCGACUUUCAAACCUCGAUGCUGUUGAAGAAUCUCCCUCCAACCUUCCAACACGCAAUGCAGUUUGCACGCGAGCUUGGUGUGCGGUGGAUGUGGAUCGACGCCCUAUGCAUCAUCCAAGGAGACGAGCAGGACUGGCUUUUUGAGAGUUCGCACAUGGACAAAGUGUAUGCUUUCAGCUAUUGCAACAUCUCGGCCACCGCGGCCAUGGACGGCUCAAAGGGCCUCUUCAAUCAAAGAGACCCCCGUCGGAAAUGGUUCGACAGCGUGAGUCUAAGAACGCAGGACCUCUCUGGGGAUGCGAAGGUAGUUGAGUGCACUAUCUCCGAUCUGUCUUUCUGGGAUGAAUAUGUCGACAAUGCACCUGUCAACAGGCGGUCUUGGGUGUUCCAAGAACGGCUUCUCGCGCCAAGGGUGUUACAUUGGUGUAAAGACCAAAUUGCAUUUGAAUGUCACGAGCUGGACAGAGCAGAAUGCCGGCCAGAAGGACUUCCACAUCUUCAGAUGAAGGCGGGCCAACUCAUUAACCAAGCUCGCCUGAAGGCCAUGGAUAGGGAAGUUGGCAAGCGACUUCGCGAAUUGAGGCUGGCAUCUUUGCACGGUUCUUUCCGUUCCAAAGGAUUAAAGUGGAUGGUCGAUGGCGACGAGAAACUGUACCUUUACGAAGUCUGGAAACGGAUGGUCGAGGUCUACACCAAGAUGGAACUGACAGACGAAAGAGACCGACUCAUUGCGUUGUCCGGUAUCGCAAGAAUGAUGACGAGGAUCUUGAGGCUAGAUGGCAGCGAGGACCAAUAUCUCGCCGGUAUGUGGCAGAACUACAUCGCAAGCCAGUUACUGUGGUAUGUCAACGACGCAGAGGGGGAAGGCAAGGAGGCACAACCGCUGGAAAACACUCGGCCAGAGCAAUAUCGUGCUCCCAGUUUCUCGUGGGCUUCGGUUGAAACUCCGCGAGGUGUCACCUUCCCGGAGACAACGGACAAGGGCAUUCUGGUGGAAGUCCAGGUAGUCAGACUGACCUAUCGGACCGAGGACGACAUGUUCGGCAUUCUCACAGACGGCUAUCUGGUGCUCAAAGGUGUGCUGAGGAGAAUCGAGUUGACGGAUACGGAGCAGGACCAGAGCUCAUUGACCUCGAUACGCCAGUCUAUGGCAAGUUGUCCUCCAGCGGCUUUGAAAAGACAUAUCACUGACUGGCGCAGUGGCAAUGGUAUACUCGGACCACUAGCUCCCUUACUGUCGCCGUUAUCAGCUUGGAUCCUAUACUUUGUUAAAGCUGGUAUUUACGAACGUAAACACAAGAGCCCCGAACAGGAAUACCAACCAAACCGAUACAGCUGGCGUCUGAUGCAAAAAGGUGUGCCUGUUGGCGACUCACAUUCCAUUGUAUACUUGGACAGUCCCGCCAGUAAACCCACGGUAUUUGGCCCAGAUGCACAGGUCUUUUGUUUGCCGGUCUCACAAGAUGAUCUGCAUUUGAACUGUCUCCUCGUGCAGGCUACUGACGGAGACCACGGCAUCAGGUACAAGAGAGUUGGACUGACGAAGAUAUUAAAUCUGUUCGAUCAGGACGUUGAGACCAUCAAAGAGCCUCCCACCAGAAAAACAGACAAAGCCCUGGGCAGAUAUUACUGGGGUCCGAACACUCGAUUUCGAGGCGAAAGCCAUAUCUGCAUUAUCUGA